Messenger RNA from Melampsora larici-populina 98AG31, 1611 nucleotides. RefSeq lists its product as uncharacterized. Lineage: Eukaryota; Fungi; Basidiomycota; Pucciniomycetes; Pucciniales; Melampsoraceae. The record is from RefSeq and is a predicted model, not a curated record. The coding region runs from base 1 to 1611 and encodes 536 amino acids. The transcript has 5 exons.
AUGCGUCUAACUCGAGCAGCUUCUAGUAAGAACAAACAUCAGAACAAACGGACCAAUGACACCGAAUGUGAAACGGACAUUACCUCGACUGGAGCCCCUCAAAAGCGUAAACAACACAAAGCAAACCCUGCGCAACCACCUGCUGCCGAGGAGAACAAUACCACCCCCACCGACAGCAAUCAAAACUCUACCGGGCCGCGAGAAUCUGAUUCCGAACCCCCGCCUGAAGAAUCCAUCGAAGAUUUGGCUAGCAUGGGCCAGAAGGAUGUUGUAUUGUUUGAAUCAACUGUCAAUAUUAAUAACUUUCUGAAGAUGGGAAGACCAUGGCCCGUCCAACGUAUUCAAGGUGUCAUCGAUGCCAGAGGGAAUGAUCAAGAAACCUCUCACAUUCCACCCGAGAUUCUUGCGGAGGCUAGACUAGCAAAACAGUGCUAUGAAAAGACGAAGUGGAUGUUGGCUGCAAUUGGCAAGGUGAAACAUGACGUAUUAGAGAAGGAGCUGUUCAUGGCUUACGGCGUAGAUUCGUUACGUCUUAAAAUGCCAAAUGGUCGGAAAGCCGAAAACAGCGGCAACAUCAUGGCACUCCGUAAUGCAGAAGCCACAAGAAUUUGGGGUAAUUACAACGCUAAAGAACGUCGGGUUUUUCACAAAGAUUAUUUCUUUGCCUUAGCCGGUGUUCCUGAUCUUGAUAACCCCGAAGACAACGAUUCUCCCGCCACCAUUCCUCUGCUUACAAAUGAAGAAGAAGAGAUAUACCGACCUCUUUACGAGAAACUUGUCGAUCACGAGAAAGUCAUGCAAGAACAAGGCGUCCAACACUUGGAAAAGAAUUUGAACAAAAAGUCGUUGAAGUGUGUUCGUAAGGUUGGAAAGAUGCUGGCCCGUGAUGGUGCACGUUUAAAAUUCAAAUACAUAUUGAUGGCUUCAAGUGCUCAUCCUCCGAACUCUAAAACUGGCGCUGGAUGGACCAGAAGGUUCACAACUGUACCCAGUGUUACCAGGUGGGCUGAUCGUGAAAUUGGCUUAGGUCCUGUCUUCGCUACCGUAGCACAAGGACAGUCAAUGAUCAAAGCCAUAUCCGAAGCAAAUAAGAAAACCCAAAAGAAACAAAAUAGCAGUCAGCCUCAGCCGAGUGAUGUGUUGAAGACCGAGCUGGCGAGUCUCUUGAACAAACAACUUGUUGAUACACUUGGCUAUAAUCCCACUCGAGGUAAACAAUUUCCCCUUACCGGUGACCCAGUGGCAGGCCUUCUUAAGCGUAAGAUACCGGUGCAAAUCAUACAAGAACCCGGCUCCAAACUCAGCUCUGAAGAUUUGAAAGUCGGUCACAAGGCAAUGCACAAGGUGCAUCGUCAGGAAUGGAUGGAUGAUUUAACUACAAAUCAUUUUAGAUUGGAACUUCUGGAAGGACAUGAAAAAGAAGACAACACGAGUAAACCAGAACAAAAGACUAAAAGUAUUAAAAUUCCAAAUGGAAAAGGGAAGCGUGGCAAAAAAGUGAAGUCACAGGAGUUUGUAGACGAGGAGGAGGAGGCGGAGGAGGAGGUGGUGGAUGAUGAGGAUGAGGAUGAGGAUGAGGAUGAGAAUGUUGAGGAUGAUGAUGGUCAUUAG